This is a messenger RNA of Hordeum vulgare subsp. vulgare (domesticated barley), 2550 nucleotides long. RefSeq lists its product as uncharacterized. The record is from RefSeq and is a predicted model, not a curated record. The coding region runs from base 282 to 2378 and encodes 698 amino acids. NCBI's taxonomy places the organism in Eukaryota, Viridiplantae, Streptophyta, Magnoliopsida, Poales, Poaceae. The transcript has a single exon.
UUUAGCCCGGUUUUCCAAUUAUUAACCGGGCAACUCUCUUCGACUUUUUUAAUGAGAUCGGUAACUAAGGACCGUGUUUAAAAAAAAGAAAAAAGAAACCGGUAACACGGUGGAAGGCCUAUAGAGGCGACAGGCGAGAAGAGAGCGACUGUGGGUGCUGUGAAGGCAUAUUCCUUACGAGUCAACGGUGAUUUGCUGCCGAGUCAAGCUCGACGCAUCUUCCUCUCGACCGGCCAGCUGCCGCGGUCACCACCGCUGGCCCUCUGCCGAAGUGCCGAUCGAUGACGAGCCUUUGGAGUCUGUGGGGAGAGUGGGAGAUCCGUGUGCUACUCCUCGGCAGCCUCUCCCUGCAGGUGUUCCUCCUCUUCACCGGCGGACUCCGCAAGCGCAACGUCGCGUCCUGGUUGCACUUCUUGCUCUGGCUCGCCUACCUCCUCGCCGAUUCCAUUGCCAUCUACGCGCUGGGUUCCCUAUCUCGGAGCCAGAAGCUAUGCCACGCCGACGGGGACACCGACUUGCACCUCCUCGUUAUGUGGGCGCCCUUCCUCAUCCUCCACCUCGGCGGCCAGGACACCAUCACCGCCUUCGCCAUCGAGGACAACGAGCUCUGGCUCCGCCACCUCCUCAGCCUCGUCACCCAGGUCGGCCUCGCUCUGUACGUCUACUGGAAGUCCCGCCCCUCCGCCGCGGGCCUCGUUGCUCCGGCCGUCGUCAUGUUCGUCUCUGGCGUCCUCAAGUAUGCCCAGCGCACCUGGGCGCUCAAAUCGGCCAGCAUGAGCAGCCUCCGCAGCUCCAUGCUCACACGCCCAGACCCAGGACCCAACUACGCGAAGUUCAUGGAGGAGUACCACUCCAGCAAGGAUGCCGGCUUGCGCGCCGAGAUCGUCAUCGUCCCCGAGCGGCUGCCCGUAGACGACGUCCACGUCCCGGAGGAGCCGAUGGAGUACGAGGAGCUUGUCAUCAAGGCACACAUGUUCUUCCACACCUUCCGCCGCCUUUUCGUCGACCUCAUCCUCAGCUUCCAGGACCGCACCGACAGCCUCGCCUUCUUCCGCCGCCUGAAGCGCGACCAGGCCUACAAGGUCGUCGAGAUCGAGCUUCAGCUCAUGUAUGAGUCGCUCCACUCUAAGUCGCCCGUCAUACACUGCCCCUCCGGCCGCUACCUCCGCGCUUUCACCCUGGCCGCGCCCAUCCUGUCGCUCCUCGUCUUCUCCAAGGCCGGCAAGGGACGCUACAAGGAGGCCGACGUUGCCGUCACAUACGUCCUCCUUGUUGGUGCCAUUUUCUUGGAGAUUUACGGCAUUGUCCUGAUGGCCAUCUCCUCCUGGAGCUACGCUGACCUGUGUAAGUUACGCAAAUGCCUCCCGGCGGCGAGGAGAGUGGUUUUCCAGGCCGUCAAGUACUUCAUGCCCGAGGCGAGGCCACGGUGGUCGAACCAGAUGGCCCAGUACAAUCUCGUGAGCUACUGCCUCAAGGACAAGUCCACAUGGUUGACGAGAGUGCUCGAGAGGCUCGAGUGGGAUUACAACAUCCGCGUGAAGACAGCGUGGGACAGCUUAUGGUACACGAAGCACAUCCGCGUGUCCCUGGUGCUCAAGCAGCUUAUCUUCAAGCAGAUCAAGGACAAGGCGAACAGCACGGUAGAUCCAAUGAGCUACCGGCGGUUCGGGGAUCACCGCGGGCAGUGGAUUCUGCAGCGCAAGGGGUGCUACCAGGAGCUCGGCUGGAGCGUCGAUGAGGUCGAGUUCGACGAGAGCAUCAUCCUCUGGCACAUCGCGACUGACAUCUGCUUCUACGACGAGGAUAACUCGGAUUUUGCCCCCUCCGGCGGCGGCGGGACCGCAGAAGAGGGCGACAUAAACAGCGGAUCCAUGUUGCCAGCGGCGAGCAGGGAAAUAGCAAAUUACAUGCUGUUCCUGCUGGUGAUGCGGCCGUUCAUGCUGACGGCGAGCAUUGGGCAGAUCCGGUUCGGCGACACCUGCGCGGAGGCCAAGAACUUCUUCCUGCGGCUGCGGGGAGGCGAGGCACGCGCGGAGGAGCGGCAGGGCGCUAGCGCGCUGGCGGCAGUGAAGGCGGAUAUCGAACCGCGGAAGGUGAAGGGGGACCGGAGCAAGUCGGUGUUGUUCGACGCGUGCCGGCUAGCGGAGCAGUUGCGGGGGAUGGAGAUUAGGAAGCGGUGGAGGCUGGUGGCCGGGGUGUGGGUGGAGAUGAUGUGCUACGCGGCGGGCAAGUGCAGGGGGAACUUCCACGCCAAGCAGCUGAGCCAGGGCGGGGAGCUGCUGACCGUCCUGUGGCUGCUUAUGGCGCACUUCGGCAUUGGUGACCAGUACAGGGUCGAGGCCGGCCAUGCCAGGGCCAAGCUCAUCGUACAGAACUAGCAGUUGCCUCGCCGCCCAGCUCCCAGUUCUUCUGUUAAAUUAUGAUCUACUGCCUCCCUCCGUUCCAUAAUAAUAGUGGUUUUAACUUUUGAUGAGUAAAGUCUGAUUUAAACUCUAAGGUUGUAAAGGUGGACGUAAAUGAACCUUCAUCUUUAAAUUCUGGAAGUUGGUA